GGUCGUGGGGGCAACAGAGCAACUUGCAGGACAGCAGGUUGGGAAGUUAUAUCGGAGAAUUCAGGAACAAAAAUACCACGAAAACAAACUCCACACAGGCUAAACACAGGCCUCUACAAUGGACGACCUUGACGCACUGCUGGCAGACCUGGAGUCUACAACGUCCCACAUCUCAAAGCGUCCUGUGUUUUUGCCUGACGAGACCCCUUAUUCCAUUCCUACUGGACAGUCCUACCAGGAUGUGUCGGUCCCACCCCCGGUUCCCCCGCCCCCCUCAGCCGACGCUUUAAAUGGCUCCCUAAUAGACCCUCUGGACUCCCACCACUCCUCUCAGCAGUCUUUAGGGUCAGUCAAGAAGAGCUCAUGGUCCAGGGACAGUAACAGCCCUCCUUUGUCUCACAUUGAAGAGGACCACGUUUAUAGCUUUCCAAACAAACAGAAGCCCUCAGAUCCAUCUGCGGCAGCCAUGACCUCUGCCCUGGGCAGUAACCUAUCUGAGCUGGACAGGCUGCUGCUGGAACUCAACGCUGUCCAACAGAGCACCCCCUCUUUUCCCACUACAGAGGAGGCAGCUCCACCCCUGCCAUCCUGUAGCAUCACCCACUAUGAGAAUGGGAGUACUCCUGAUAUCAUGGUGAGCCCUCCCCCUCAGGAGAAACCCAAGAGGAAUGGAACACGGCUGGAUGAGGGCCGGCCCACAGUAGAAAGUCUGCUUGAUGAGCUGGAGGACUCUGUGCCGUCCCCCAGCCCCUCAAUUCUCCAUAGUGAGUUGGACACUCCAUCUCAGCAACAAGCCAGAAUUUCAGCUUCCUGUGCCACAAGAGAACUUGAUGAGCUCAUGGCCUCUUUGUCUGACUUCAAGAUUAUGGCUCAAGGAAAGGGCGGUGGCCCUGCAACACAGGUCAACAAGCUGGACAACAUGCUAGGCAGCCUGCAGUCUGACCUCAACAAAUUGGGAGUUCAGACUGUGGCCAAAGGAGUGUGUGGGGCCUGCUGUAAACCCAUUGUGGGACAGGUGGUUACUGCCAUGGGACGAACAUGGCACCCUGAGCACUUUGUGUGCACACACUGUCAAGAGGAGAUCGGCUCUAGGAACUUCUUUGAGCGUGACGGACAACCCUACUGUGAGAAAGACUACCAUAACCUGUUCUCCCCACGAUGCUACUACUGUAAUGGACCUAUACUGGAUAAAGUUGUGACGGCGUUGGAUAGAACAUGGCAUCCUGAACACUUUUUCUGUGCUCAAUGUGGAUCCUUCUUUGGCCCGGAGGGUUUCCAUGAGAAGGAUGGAAAGGCAUAUUGCAGGAAGGAUUACUUUGACAUGUUUGCACCUAAAUGCGGUGGCUGCGCCAGAGCCAUCUUGGAGAACUACAUCUCGGCGCUGAACUCCCUUUGGCAUCCGGAGUGUUUUGUAUGCAGGGAGUGCUUCACCCCAUUUGUGAAUGGAAGUUUCUUUGAGCAUGAUGGCCAGCCCUACUGUGAAGUGCACUACCAUGAACGCCGCGGCUCCCUGUGCUCUGGCUGUCAGAAGCCAAUCACUGGCCGCUGUAUCACAGCAAUGGCCAAGAAGUUCCACCCGGAGCACUUUGUCUGUGCCUUCUGCCUCAAGCAACUCAACAAAGGCACCUUCAAGGAGCAAAAUGACAAGCCCUACUGUCACGGCUGCUUUGUGAAGUUGUUCAGCUAGGAUAGAGAAUCCAUACAUCUACAUCUGUGCACUGCACAAUACGAUAUAUGGGGAUGGGGCUUAGAUAGGUGCGUAUGGUUAAAGUGUCUUUAGCUCGAGUAGAGUAUGAAUCAAUGGUUUUUGUAUCUGAAAGGGAGUCUGUAUUCUGUUGAUGCCAUUGAACGUGUAUAUGGUUGAAGUAUGUUCAUCUAGUUAAAGCUACAAUCUUGGAGAUCUUCAUUUUUGUUUAAUUUACUGACACCUACAGUGAGGCUUGGAACCGUAUUGAUAUCUGACCACUCCGCUUUUCAGAGAACCAUUCAAGAUUUAGCAGUUGAUGCGGUUGUAUCAGCACCCUAAACCAGCGUGAAACCAAAACACUGUUGAACCUUAGUUUUAGCUUCUUAUGUUGUAGUAUCUGCUUGUAAAGGUCUUUUGUGAGCUUGUUUUGCAGUACUUGCUUGUUUCCCACAACUUUGCAUCUUUGCCUCUAAAUGCCUUGUUUUCCUACAUUUGGCUUCUAUAGUGAAGACUCAAACUGCUAUUUGCCACAUUAUCAAAGUCGUACUCGACAAUUAUCAGUAAAAUGAGCAACUACAAAGGCAUUCAUGAUUUGAUUGGGAUAUUUUGGCAUUUUUCUAAAAGCAUUAUUUUAAAGCUGCAUGAGGGAAUGUUUUUAUGGUAAAAUAUUACCUUUUAAUUGCUAUUAGUGUUAAAUAUCCCCCCACGCCCCAAUGAAAAUGAAAAAACAAACUUUGUCACAUGGUUUUGUUGAUCCGCCUAUUUGUCGAGUUGCCUUUCCGUGGAAUCUUUAGUGACACACAGGAAGUGGCUAUUUUAUGCAUUUGUAGACAAGCAUUUAUGUAAUGUGUAUGUUAUGUUUAAAUUGAAGUAGAUUGAUUUUGUUGGUUGUACGCAAAUGCACAACUAUGAGAAGUCACAGUUUUUGAGGCCAUUCUAACACUACGAUUGUUGUCUUGCGUUAUUCAUGCAACAUGAAGCAACAUUUUGGGAAUCGCAGUCAACUUAAACAGCACGCCGCGUCGUCUACUGGAGGAAAUUCCCUUAUGCAGCUAUAAAGAUGCCAGCAGCAGAAAGCACCGUCAAGGACAUCCAUUUGCAUGCAAAUCUUCAGGAUUGUAGCUUUAAGGUAGCAUACCACUGCUGUCAAGCUGAGAUCCUGUAUCCUCAAAAGGUUCCCCUUCAGGUAUUCGGAGAGAUUGCCUUGUUUUUAUAUAGAUAGCUGUACCUUUUUUUUUUUUUUAAUUCUAUUCAUUUCUGCUUAACAUGUGACCCCUGAGGUUAUGAAAUGUGUUUAACUGGUAAAGGACCCAAAUCUUUGGCUCAGGUAAAAACCAAAAAAAAAAAAAAAUCACCAAAAAAUGAGGUUGCAAGGAUUUUCAUGACAUCAGUGCUGUGCAGGAAAUGAAAAGAUUUCUCCAGAUUUCCUGGAGUGCAAGGAUGUUUUCUGCAAGUCCAGGCAUGUCAGCCCUUUCUGUGAUUCUCAGAAUAGUGCAUUUUCAAAACGUAUUAGUUAAUCUUUAUUGUAUUGUGGGGUAGAAAGCUCACUGAACACUGUAGGAACUCGUGAAAGUUUAUGCCCGUCUAAGGUUAUUGCUCACUGGUUGAGUGUGUCUUUUGAGUACUCUUUAAAAUUCAAGAUAUUUUAGCAGGGAGCAGUUGACCUGUUGUUUUUCAGCCACAGGAUAGAAGGCCUUUUUACAUGCUGUGAAGUAGAGAGACAUUCAGAGGCUUUUUUUUCUAAUUCCCUUUUGUGUAAAUGAGAUAACCCAAACAGAACAGAGGGUUAAACUCAUGUUAGUAUUAAAUUGACUGAAAACGGUCUGUUUCAGUAUUCAUAUUUGUUUUUACUCUUGUGAAGUAAAAAAAAAAAAGAGAUUCAACACCUUCACAAAAAGGCUUAGUAUUUUAACUGCGUACUGUUUGUGUGUCAGGAAACUAGAGUUUCUUGAGUGAAUACAUAAGCUGAGUAAAAGACAUUAAUCAUUUUAACACAGCCACUAAGAUGGUUAUCUCAGAAAUGCAAGCACAUUGAUGAGAUGCAUGAUAAGAUGCAUGGUUGAAUGCAUGAUGCACUGAGGUGACAUCAUGGGAAUCCUUUAUUGUGCGUCUGUCUUGACAUCUCCCUGUAAGGUUGUAAAGGUGAACUGAAUAGGCAUAUCAUAGCACAAACCUCACAGUUGAAGCAACUCAUUCCCAUAUCAACCCUUGUCUUUUCACGGAGGAAAACAGGAUAAUUUUGACUUGCCAGGCAAUUUGGGUGCUGAUCAGUAGUAUUUUGUCACUCUUCAUCAACAGCAUAUGCAGCACAAAUUGAAACUUGCAGGAUGACCACAUCUGAAUAUUACUUUGUUGUUAUUAAAAAAAAAACAGUAACACUAACUUUGUUCCUUCUGAGGUUAUAGCCAGCCAAUUCCUCAUUGAUCUUAUAUUAAAUAUUUACAGCAAUUACAUUAUAGGUAACGACUGUCACAAUGAUGAUGAUGAUGAUGAUGGUGGUUAUCGCGGUUGCCUCACAGCAAGAAGGUCCCGGGUUCCAGCCCUGGGGUAGUCCAACAUUGCGGGUUGUCCCGGGUCAUCCUCUGUGUGGAGUUUGCAUGUUCUCCCCGUGUCUGCGUGGGUUUCCUCCGGGUGCGCCGGUUUCCUCCCACAGUCCAAAGACAUGUAGGUCUGGUGAGUCGGCCGUACUAAUUUGUCCCUAGGUGUGAAUGUGUGUGUGUGUGUGUGUGUGUGUGUGUGUGUGUGUGUGUCAGUCAUGUGAUGGCCUGGCGGCCUGUCCAGUGUGUCUUCCCGCCUGCUGCCCAAUGACUGCUGGGAUAGGCUCCAGCAUCCCCGCGACCCUGAGAGCAGAAUAAGCGGUUUGGAUAAUGAAUGAAUGAAUGAACAUUAUAGGUGAAGAGCCGGUCAGUUAUAUUCAAGAUUAUCAUGCACAUCUCUAAUUACCGCUCAUGGAGAGACUGAGAGGUCGUUUGGUAAAGUAUACCUUAUAUACUUGGUGUUUUUCAAGUAAAUCAUUACUGUAUUGAGAAGCUGUGUUGAUUUCCAGUUUUAAGAAAUAAGGAUAUGAUACACAAAUCAAACCCAUAAAGUUAUAAUAGGUAUCAUUGAAAUACUAUGCAAUUGAGUCCUACUUAAUGUGCCAUCUUCUCCUUUCAGGUAGCAGGCCAUCUGUGUCACUAUCGAUGCAAUAUCUUUUAACACUGGCAAAACUAGCAGGAUGCUGAUGUAGGAGUCACAGUCCAUGAUUGUCUCAAGUGUUUUAGUCUGUGUGUCCACUGAAAAAUAUAGGCUGUUUAAAUAAAAACUUAUUGGUCUUUGAGAAUCAAUUCAAGGACUAAGGUGGCUCAUUUCUCUCAGCAUCUGAGUAAAAUCUACUGUAGCCAGCGUUGGGUCAGUAGACGUAUUGUUAGUCAUGAAAUGCAUUGCAUACUGGGUCUUUGUCUUCAGGGAAAUCCAGAGCCUUAAAUCUUUCUCAUUCUAUUUAUGAGAUCAUAUAACAAUUGUGUGAUCAAAUCAUUUUAUUAGAAUAUUAUUAAAUCAAAGCCAUACUUUGUUGAAACUGUCCAAAUUGUGCCUGUUCACAACUUUCUUGUUAUGUUAAAAUUGUCAAUGUCACGCUAUGUGAGCCUACUCCUUUCCUGCCUGAUUACUUCAAUAAAUCCUGUUUUGGUACCAAAAUAUGCAUGAUGCACUCCAUUUCAUCCUUUGACAACUGUUUAUACAGGGAGAUAGGACUGGCAAACUUAAUAUAUGGAUUAAAUCAAUCAGGUCUGUGAAUUCGUCGUUUAAUAUGUUCAUGUAUUUUUCCAGCUCUUUGCAUGUAUG
This is a messenger RNA of Lampris incognitus (smalleye Pacific opah), 5512 nucleotides long. RefSeq names its product paxillin b (gene pxnb). Gene Ontology annotation, biological process: endothelial cell migration; substrate adhesion-dependent cell spreading; transforming growth factor beta receptor signaling pathway. The record is from RefSeq and is a predicted model, not a curated record. The transcript is spliced from 11 exons. NCBI's taxonomy places the organism in Eukaryota, Metazoa, Chordata, Actinopteri, Lampriformes, Lampridae. The coding region runs from base 119 to 1687 and encodes 522 amino acids.